CUGGUAGCUUGCUGCGAUGGGCCUCCACCUUGAGGCCAUCCAACUCUUGGGGAUUCCGCCAUGUUCUACGGCCCUCAUGGGUUCCCGACUCGCCCUUGACGCGUGCGUCCCCGCAACAUGUCAGCGGCCCAAAGCAGCAAUUUCACCCAACCGAGCCGGAAGCGCCGUGAUGCCGUCGCAGAUGGACACAGUGGCGGGCGAUCCCCGCCCACAGGCGGAUCAGCUUGAUGAGCUUCCAGCUCGUGUCCAGCUCAUGGACUCUGUGGUCCAGAAGCACCGCCGAGCGUUGAUCAAGGACAAGAUGAGGGUGAUGGAAUUCCUCGAGGAGAAUGGCUUCGAAUCAAGUAAUGUGAACAGCAGGAAGCAGAAAUGGAAGAUCUUCUCAACCUAUCCUUUGCACGAGGCCGUGAAACAGGGCAAUCACCAGAUGGUCGACUUGCUCUUGAAGUUUGGCGCCAAUGUGCAUACCACGGACUACCGCUGGCGCAGCGCCUUUGCUUUGGCCCAGCAAAAGCAAGAUCGAGCUGCGAUGGAGGUCUUCCAAAGGAGGGGACUCUCUCCGUCAUCUCCCUAUUUUCGUGCGGGCAACAAGAUGAAAUGCUCUCCAUCUCCCAUUGGUUGGGAAGAGUUCUUCGCGAAGAUUGAGAAGGACCCCAUCCUGCAGCGCUGAGGAUGACGCGCGCGCAAGACCCCCACUGCUCAGAGCCGUUCCGCUGAAAACGCGCGGAGCAUUUAUUUAAGGGAUGAUCGGUCACAGCAACCUCGAAUCUCGGAAGAUGCAUGGCC
Molecule: messenger RNA, 786 nt
Organism: Durusdinium trenchii
Lineage: Eukaryota; Dinophyceae; Suessiales; Symbiodiniaceae
Source: the annotation of a GenBank genome assembly